AGCUUGUCAUAAAUAUCUUGUUUAUUGAGUUUUGAAGGCGGCCGUCAGGAAAAUGGUCGCUCCAUUGACUACGUACCAUCAGACAAUGCAAUGUGCUUUGAAUUAUCUCAAUAAUCUAAGUUGAAUACUAAAGAAAUGGAACUUGAUUCCUUGUGCCAACAUUGGGAUUCAACUUUGGAUAUUGACGAAGAAAAUUCUGAAACUGUCGCUGAAUCAGAACAGCACCCACGCCUUUCAUUAUAUAAAAACAAAGGUCGAGCUAUCGAUCAGGAAAGACGUUGGCGUCAAAAACUCAGCAUACUUAAAUCUAAAAAAGAACGACUAGAUCACUUCGAUCAUAAUCGCUUUUCUGUAAAUAAAGAAGAGCUCUCAAAACACCCUUGGGCAUCAACUGAAACAAAGUUAGAAAUAAAAAGUUGGCGUCGUCACUCGAAACUUUUAAUGCUAGCAGAGUGGUUUCUAUUUAUGCCUCCAAAUUUUGAAGAGGAAUAUCGGAUGAAAAUUUGUCCUAAAGGGCGCCAUGUAUUUAUCAAGGCUUCAAAAGGAAGGACUAAAGUAUACACUAGAAAUGGACGUCGACUGAUAUCCUCUGUUUCACGACUUCCAGGAGGUGGUUUAGGCCAAAGUGAUAAUAAAAACAGUUCAUACACAACUUUAUUAGAUUGCAUAUUAUACUGUCCGGAAAAGAAUAUGGAUCUCAGUGAUUUCCAAAUGGCAAAUGAAACAAAGCAAGUGACUUUCGUCUUCUACGUAGUUGACAUCAUUUUUAUGAGAUCGACAGAUUAUGUCAAUCUACCUUUUUAUGAACGAUCCCAAUGGUUAGAAAAUUAUCUCAAGCAACAAAUAGAGGAGUAUAAUGAAAGUGAUCCCGUUGCUUUUCACAUUCUGCCGUCAUAUGAAUGUGAUGUAGGAUCAAUGCAAGACGCAUUCUCGUCAAUCCCGUCAUACGAGAUUGAUGGUGUUCUGUUUUACCACAAAGAUGUUAAUUACGAACCUGGAGCAACUCCUCUUGUUAGUUGGUUGAAACCAUAUAUGUUACCGGAAUGGUUCCCCGAUAUCAAUUAUCAUUCAGAUUUCAUGAAAGAUAUUCCUGACGAUUAUACUGGCUAUAUUAAUGGAAUACAACAAUAUGAAGCUAAAAUGUCUUCGAAAUCAUUGCAUUCCGUCAUCGAGCAAACAACUGAAUAGAUCUACGUAAUAACUUGCCAUCACUCUUAAGAGGUGAAUGACACUGGCUUUUUUGCAUAAGGAUCAUCGUAGUACCUUGUCGGUUCGUGGUUUUCUUCACUUGCAUGAAAACAACUACCACAUAUUGAAACCUUUCAUACUCACAUAUCCAAGUGUACUUUUUCUCUAGAUUAUCCGUACAAUAAUUUCCCUUAUUCAAUAAUCAGAUAGUGUGAAUUAACAAAUACCCUGAGUUUGUUCAGCAAGGCCAACCGUUAAUAAGGUUUUGUAAUGCGCACAUAAUUGUAUAAAAACUCAAAUGUAACUGGACUCAUAAAUACACAAGCUUCAUCUGUUACCUUGUCUCAAAUAUCUUAUUUCAAUAGAUCUACUGCCAGCG
Schistosoma margrebowiei is the source of this 1567-nucleotide messenger RNA. Lineage: Eukaryota; Metazoa; Platyhelminthes; Trematoda; Strigeidida; Schistosomatidae. The record is from the annotation of a GenBank genome assembly.